GGCCAUUUUCUUAUGCAUAUUUAAAAUGUUGACUUGUGGUCUAUCUAAUAGGAAAACAAUGCGCAGGGCCUGAAUUCCUCCCUUAAAAGGAUUCAAUAGAAUUUAAACUUUAAUUUCUCAAUGUAUGAAUACCUUCCUUAGGCGUUAAUCCAACUUCACCCAAGUUCAAUCAGUCGCUUAACGAAGGCAAGCCAGAAUGGCCUAAGCACCACAUCCAACCUCCAAGUUGUUCCCUGGCGUUGCUUUAUUAGUUUGUUCUCUUCUAUUAUUUCCUGUGUUCUGCUCCAAGUUGGGCUGUAGCUUUGAGCUGAGAGCCGUGGGCUGGUGGCUGAGCUCAGCAUCUCCAUUCCGUGUCCCCGCAGUGCCGCCGGUGAUCCGCGUCUACCCUGAGACGCAGGCGCAGGAGCCCGGCGUGUCGGCCAGCCUCAAGUGCCAUGCUGAAGGCAUCCCUAAUCCCCGAAUUACCUGGCUGAAGAACGGCAUGGAUAUCGUGCCAAAACUAUCCAAACAGCUCACGCUCCUAGCAAACGGGAGUGAGCUCCACAUCAGCAGUGUUCGCUAUGAAGACACUGGUGCCUAUACCUGCAUUGCUAAGAAUGAAGUGGGAGUGGAUGAGGACAUAUCUUCACUUUUCAUAGAAGAUUCUGCACGAAAGACCCGCCUGAGCGUGGGGAAUAUGUUCUAUGUCUUUUCUGAUGAUGGGAUCACAGUCCUUCAGCCAAACGAAUGUGAAAUCCGGAGGCACAUCAGGCCCGAGGAGAGGAUCUUCUCCAGUUAUGAGGAGAUCUGUCCCAGAGUGGAAGGGGAAGGCACUCAGUCCUGCCUCUGGGCCUCCGCAGUCAAUGUCCGAGACAAAUACAUCUAUGUGACACAGCCUAAGCAGAACAGAGUAAUGGUCAUCGACAUCCAGACACAGAAAGCUGUGCAGUCUGUGGACGUGGACCCUUUGCCAACCAAACUGCAUUAUGACAAAUCCCACGACCAGGUGUGGGUGUUGAGCUGGGGUGAUAUGCGGCGAUCGUCACCAACACUACAGGUGAUAGCGGAGGCGAGCGCAGGGGAGGAGCAGCAUGUGAUCCGCACGCCGUUCAAAGGAGUGGAUGACUUCUUUAUACCACCUACAAAUCUUAUUAUUAAUCACGUUAGGUAAGAAAUGAUCUUAAUGAAUAGCAACGGUGGCCACACUGCUCACUGCUCGUGGGACCUGUCACCCAUCCGUACAGCACUUCACAGAUGUUAAUGAAUGGACGUGUGAUUGAGCUAAAUACUCUUGUUAUCAUUGUCACACACACAAAAAAAAAGGAGAAAUGAUUGAGCAUGUUGGUUAGUUGUUAUUCAGCAAACCAGUGAGACAGCAAGGGACAAAUCUUGGCUUCCCUUGGCCCUGGCAUGGGGGCUCAAACCUUGGCUUGGCCAGCCGGGCUUCUGUGCAGCAUUGCCCUGGUGUGUCGGUACCAGGAACACAGUGGUUGGAAGGUUGGCUUCUCUGCCUGGAAGCUGCUUUUUGGAUCAAAGAUUUAUCGCCCUUAGUGGUAAAGGUUUGUUCUGCUUGAGGCAUAAAGCAGAGCUCUUCCACGUUUACAAGUGCUUGUUCAAAUCUUGGCUCUGGCUGGGAGGAGCAGGGUUUGAGCAGGGAAAAAUGAUAUGCAGUGCACAUUAGAAAGAUCAGUUCUCUGAACUAUCAGUUUUGAAUGUUAAUGUGAUGUAGUGGUUAAUGAGAUUUUAUAACUAACAUACUAAUAACUUAGAGUAAUACUGACUGCUUCCCAGCAGGAACAGGAAGCUUCCCAUUGAAGUAAUCAAAAUGGAUGAUAACUUCACAGCAAUUUAUACUCUUCUUACCACAUUACCACAACUGCUUAAUCAUCUCCUGUCACCAAUACAGUUUAACUAAGUUAAACUCUCCAGAAAUCAUAAUCAACUCCUUACAUUAAGCUUAGAUUCCCUGCAAUGAUCACUGAGGACGGAGGGUGACGCUUAAAUGAUUUGGGGUUGAAUGUGAUACAAAAUAAAUAACUUUGCUUGCUGAAACAUAAAAUAAGACAUACUUCAUGGCUGUCACUCUUCAUUUUCCCCUACCUCCUCUUUCCAGUUUGCUUUUAAACCAUUGUUAUAAGUGAGAGUUGAGUGGCUGCUAAACGUUAUGGAUUGGGAUGAGGAGGUGCAUCCAGGUUCAAACACAGGAAGGUGGAAUAAUUGAAUUUUUUUUCACUCCUUUUAUGUGCUGGGUUUUUUUUUUUGUUUUUGUUUUGUUUGCUUUUUUUUUUUUCCUUCAGUACAAUUCAUCAGCUGCAAACAGAUGAUCUUUCAUGAGAAAUAUUAAAUGUAGGCAAUUGCAGAUAGGUUUCCCUGUGCAAAGCAGACAACGCUGUGCCUAAUUUCCUAUUUCAUUUGUUCAGGGCCAGAUCUUUCUCAGUUCCCUCUCACCUUCAGCACAAAAAAUAAUUGCUCACAGUCUAAUGAGACUUACUGGGAUCAUGUGCUAAAUUCUCCACUCAGAAACAAUAAAUGGUGAUACCAGCAUUUCUCGGGAAGGUGAAUAUUUAAGCAAUCUCUUCUGAGAGCCCAAAAAUAUUUGUAUGCAAAUGUUCCUGCAUAUGUCUUUUGGCUGCCUGUUAUUUUGGAUGGAUAUCUGGAACUGUAUCCAUGUGUAUGAGUUCCCAGGGUAAGUUGCUGUCUAUUAAAAUCUCUUUAAGCGCAAGGUUCUCAUUGAGAUUUUGCAUCACAGAUCUCACACGAGCACUGAGCUUCUUCUGCAGCUCUAUGCACAUGAGAUACAUCCUGACCCACUUUUUUAAAUUAAAGUUUGUGAUAAGAACUUUUUUUUUAAAACUUCUUGAGGCAUUUGGCCAAGAAUUGAAGUCUCAAGGAAAAAAAACACUGUAAGGAGAAGCAUCUUUUAAAGUGUACUUAAAAUGCAUUCAUCCAAGGGAAGCAUAAGUGCCAUAUUCAAUUUCCCCACACAGACUGCACUGUGAAUCUCUACUGCAGGUAUUUUGUGAAGUCUCUAAUGGAUGUGAGUAUAAUGGAAAAAUGAGAGGCUUAGCCCAGUGAUUUUCAUGGGAUCAUACACUGCAUUGGCUUAGUCCUUAGAUGUGAAAUCAUUGCUGAGCAUCUCAUUGACAGAUGGAUUAAGGAGAAAAAAUUAAAUGCAGUGUUUUAAGCAAAAUAUCUAUUAUCUGCAGCAGGCACAGUCCUCUAUGUUCCAAAGAGCAGUUUUACAUCUUUCAGGGAAAAGAUGCAAAAUUAAGUGCUCGCUUCAUUUCCUUCCCUCUGCACUGAAUGGACAAGAAGAGAUUCAAUGUAAAAUUAAUUUU
Messenger RNA from Meleagris gallopavo (turkey), 3317 nucleotides. Lineage: Eukaryota; Metazoa; Chordata; Aves; Galliformes; Phasianidae. The record is from RefSeq and is a predicted model, not a curated record.